CCACAUUCCUUUGGCCUCUAUAUAUAAAUAACCUCCACGGCACCUCAACUAACUCAACUAAAUCUUAGAUCUCCUCACAAUCUUCAUAUAUAGUCAUAUUACCUAUUCUUCUCUCUCUCUCUCUCUCUCUAACGUGUAGACUCACUCUUCUAUAUAUCAGCAUUUGUAUACUAUUCAGUUGUAGCAAUGGAUUCAGUGAUGAGCUUGGUUGGUGAAAAUCCUGCUGUGAUCUUCAGCAAGAGUUCUUGUUGCAUGUGCCACACAAUUGUGCAACUGAUACGUGGUUUCGGGGCAAACCUGACAGUUUAUGAGCUCGAUCAACUUCCAAAGGGGAAGCAAAUUGAGAGGGAACUGCUGGCUUUAGGGCGUAACCCGAGCGUACCAGCUGUGUUCGUAGGACAGAAGUUGAUCGGUGGUGCUAAUGAGGUGAUGGCUCUCCAUGUCCAGAACGAGCUAGGCCCAAUGCUCAUCAAGGCUGGUGCUAUAUUUUUUUGGAAACGUGAAUAAAUAACAAAACCAAAACUCUGGUACAAUGUUAUUGUGACUGUAAGUAGCUAGCGGCCUUUGCUUUAGUAAUAAAUGAGCACACAAAAGACACCCUAUAUAAAUAAGCAGGACGCUUCGUUUUGUUGUACAAAGCACCAUCACAGCUUAUGUUUAACUUCUAUAUGUAUUUUCCUUUCGGUUCUACUAAAUAAUGUGAUACUUAGCUAAUUACUUUAUGUUUUUUAA
Molecule: messenger RNA, 732 nt
Organism: Cornus florida
Lineage: Eukaryota; Viridiplantae; Streptophyta; Magnoliopsida; Cornales; Cornaceae
Product: monothiol glutaredoxin-S6
Exons: 1
Coding region: 187-507 (106 amino acids)
Source: RefSeq, a predicted model, not a curated record